ACAACAACAAAUUUGACUCUUAUUAGCAUGUGAACAUUGAAAAUAAUUGCAAUCAUCAACCCUUCAUGUAAAUAAUUCAACACUAAACAAAGUUCGGUCAUGUCAAAUACAUUAUUAUGGACAGCCGUAUACCCCAACCACGACAUAUCGUGAUCAUAGGGGGUGGUGUCAUCGGCACUACAACAGCAUACUAUCUCACCCGACAUCCCUCCUACAUCCCCGCCAUCCACCACAUCACCCUCCUUGAGGCCACCUCCAUAGCCGCCGCCGCAUCAGGCAAAGCCGGCGGUCUCCUCGGCCUAUGGGCCUACCCGGCCUGUCUAGUCCCGCUAUCCUACCGCCUCCAUGCCGAACUCGCGGCCGAACACAACGGCGCCGCAAACUGGGGAUACCGGCGGCUGGGGUGUGGGCAGAUCGCCGCGACGGUGAAAAAGCCAAGCUAUGGUUCUUCCACUACCGCCACUAAGCCGCGUAGGAAACGGAGCAGCAGCAGUCUCGGUCCCGGCCUCGGCCUCCCCACGCCGCAAGACGAUGAUGGACAGCAAGAUGAGCAGGACGAGCAGCAAACGGAAUGGCAGAAGCUGCCCAAGCAGGACGCGAAAGCGAGCGCCCUGCUCCACGAGUCCGUGCUGCCCGCAGACCUCGACUGGAUUGACGGCAGCCUUGUGAGCGAGUACGCCGAGAUGGGACUCCCGGGUUACACCGAGACAGCACAAGUGCAUCCCUACCAGUUCACGACAUCGAUCGCGUCGCUCGCGCGCGCAGGCGGCACCGAGAUCCGCCUCAACGCCAAAGUGACCGCCAUCGGCCUCAACAAGACCGACACCGCCGUCUCCAGCGUCGCGUACCUCGACCGCUCCACAGGCGAAACGCAGACGCUCGAAGGCGUGACGGACGUCGUCCUCGCCGCGGGGCCAUGGACAGGGCGCCUGUGGCCACGCACCAAGAUCGCGGGCCUGCGCGCCCACAGCGUCGUCUUCGCCGCGCACGUCAGCCCCUACGCGAUCUUCACCGACAUCGCCCUCCCCCCCGACUGGGUCCCCGCGCACCGAGCCCUGCGCGGCGAGAGAAGGCGCAAGCACCGCGGAAACGUGGACCCGGAGAUCUACGCGCGCCCCGGCGGCGAGGUCUACGCGUGCGGGGAGCCGGACUCGCUCGCCCCGCUGCCCGAGACCGCCGACGCGGUGGAGGUCGACGACGCGCAGUGCGACGACCUCGUCGCGUACAUCGGGACCGUCAGCCCUGUUCUCGGCGCCGCGGCUGUCGCUGCCAAGCAGGCGUGCUACCUGCCGCGGCACGUGCGCUUCGGCAAGGAGGAGAGCCCGCCGCUCGUCGGGCCCGUUUCCAAGGUCAAGAGGCUGUGGGUCGCGGCGGGGCACACGUGCUGGGGGAUUCAGAAUGCACCGGCGACGGGGAAGCUGAUGAGUGAGUUUAUCUUUGAGGGCGAGGCGAGGAGCGCGGAUGUGGGGGAGUUGGAUCCGAGGAGGUUUAAGGUGUGAGGUGUGAGGUGUGAGGUGUGAGUGGCGUUUGCUAAGGAGUGGUGGGCUGAAGUGAAAGGGGAGGAGGGAGGGAGUGUUGUUGGGGGGGUGGGAAUGUGGGGA
This is a messenger RNA of Hypoxylon fragiforme, 1601 nucleotides long. Its product is annotated as FAD dependent oxidoreductase. Gene Ontology annotation, cellular component: late endosome; cytoplasm. The record is from RefSeq and is a predicted model, not a curated record. Lineage: Eukaryota; Fungi; Ascomycota; Sordariomycetes; Xylariales; Hypoxylaceae. The coding region runs from base 117 to 1499 and encodes 460 amino acids. Gene Ontology annotation, biological process: retrograde transport, endosome to Golgi. The transcript has 3 exons. Gene Ontology annotation, molecular function: oxidoreductase activity.